This is a messenger RNA of Emys orbicularis (European pond turtle), 1899 nucleotides long. RefSeq names its product nuclear receptor coactivator 5-like. The record is from RefSeq and is a predicted model, not a curated record. Bases 108 to 1598 code for a protein of 496 amino acids. The transcript is spliced from 12 exons. NCBI's taxonomy places the organism in Eukaryota, Metazoa, Chordata, Testudines, Emydidae.
UCCAUUUCACCCCAAGCAGCCUCCGGCAAACCGGCGCCGUUGCUUUGUGCGCGAGAAGCGGAGGCGGUGGCCGCUGCUGCUGCGUGGAGUCCCCGAGCCGAAUUAAAAUGUCAUCUUGGGUUAAGGUUACCAGGGGUCAAGUUCAGAAACCUAUUGUGGAUAACAGGCAUAGACCCGGAUGGAUUCCACGCCUUCUGGACAUAAAUCCUUAUAGACCAUACCAGAAAAGUCCUUAUUCUCCCCAAGAUGGUUAUUCAAAGGACUUUGAAGAUCUGAAUAGUUUUGAAGAACUAUUUGGACAACAGUAUGACUAUUCAACAGGAAAUGAAGAUUACUAUGAGAGAUAUCAGUAUUCCCAAAAAGGUCCCAGUCUGCAUGAGACCCCAGGGAUACCCGGAAGACAAGAGACAGAAGUGGCAGCCCAGCAGCCAGGUUCUUCCAGGCGACAGGAUCCGGAGCAUGAAUCCUCAGCAGUGGAAGCUGGCCUAACCGCCCCUUGCUCCCGAGAGAAGUGGAGAACAGCAAGGGCUGCAAGUGUGGUCCCCCCGGCAGGGGUAUCUCCUUUGCCGGUAGUGGAUGAUGACUAUACCAGGGAUGAUCGUAGGGAGAAGCUAUACCUACAGUUUUACCAGCAGAUACAGAAAGAGUAUGAUAAAGAAAGACCUUCUGACUGUAUCAUUGUGGCCAUCAGCAAGGAACAAACGGAAUAUGCAACAGUCAUAGGCCAUCGGUUGCAGGAUCAUGGCCUUGUGGUGGAAAUGAUAUACCUUACAUCUGAGUUGGGUCUCACACGCGCCCUCCAAGAAGUUAAAAAUGAUGGUUCCCCAUUUUGUAUUCUUGUUGAACAGUCAAAUGUAGCACUUUCCUCUUGCACCGUAAUCAUGCUUCAUGAGUCUAUCAAAAUACACCGUAAUAUGCCCAUGGAGGAUGCAUUGGCUCUGGUAGUUAAAGCAUUUGGGAAAAUUUUUGCUGAGCGUGAGCAGCAGGAGCGUGCCGAAAUUUCACACAAAGCAGCUGAUCUGGCGGAUGACUACCUAGAACGGGAGCUCUAUGGGAGUUACAGUGUGCCUCUAGGCGUUAGACAUCUCCUCUUUCUGUUAAGUGAGGGAAAAUAUUUAUAUCGUGAGGAGUUGAACUCAAUAAGUGACUACCUGAAGACCAGGAAAGAUGAGCUUGAAGCCCUUGUUGAACAAACUGAUCCUUCAACUGAAGUUGAAGACACGUUGUAUCAAGCAAACAUGAUGCCAAGUACAAGCACUGCCACCCAUACCUUAAGUAAACCUCCACCCCUUCUGCCGACACCCAACAGGAAUGUUCUUUUAGGCCAGUCGCCCCUUCCUCCAGCUAAACCUGCAUUGUUGGGUGAUAGGCCAUCAGGAGCUCUUCUUCCAACACCAGGGAUGUCCGGUGCAAAGGGUAAACCUCCACCUCUUCUAGCAGCACCUGCUAAAAGACCUGGUCUUCUAGGAUAUUCACCCCAUCAGCCUGCAAAACGACCACUACUUGGAGAGAAACCUGGACUUUUGCCAACACCAGCUGUUCAUGUUAAACCUGUGCAACACCAACGGGCAGCUAAACCAAAGCCUUUGCUUAACUGAGACGACAUCACAGACACCAUGACUAAUAAUGGAAUACAUUAAACCUGAUGGUGGCAUCCCUCUUCCAAGCCAGCAGAGAGCAUGAUAAACUUGUAUUGCUAGUGUCCGUACACCCAGACAAACUUCAAUGUAUCUCAUUUUCUGUAAUACACAUUCCGAUGGGAACUUUUUAAAAUUUCAGGGCGCUCUUCUGUUCAAACAAAAUUGGUAUUUGUGGAAGGUCAGUGUUGUAGAUUCAUGGUCUUAUAAAUUAGGAAUUGUUUAAAUAGGUAUGGUCACAAAAUAAACUAUUUGUUUUACA